AUGGGUAUCGUAUCAAGCCAGUCUCCUCCUGGAGGUCCAGAUAUUACUGGACCUGAUAGUGUUCUAUCAGGUACUGAGGUUACACUUCAGUGCUCUUCCAGUGGCGGUAGUCCAGCACCAACUGUCAAAUGGUUCGAAAACGACACAGAAAUAGUCGAUGGUGUUUCUACUAUUACCAAUAGCUCUAUGGUGACAGCAUAUUUGACGUAUAUCGCCAGUAAAAAGGCAUACUUUCGUUUCUUCCUAUGUCAAGUUAACAAUAGCGAACUGGAAAAACCAAUGUAUGCUAAUACAUUUGUGGUAGUCUACUAUUUACCGGAUGUUACCGCAAGUCCAGCAUUACAGUUUGUAAACACAAGUGUUUCUCCAGUGACUAUUUUGUGUAGCGUGUCGGCAAUCCCCGUUGUCAAAAUUUAUACAUGGAGAAAGAUAUCCUUGGAUGGCAAAAGGAAUAUUACAAUAGAUGAAAAAGAAAGUGAAGGAAAAUAUUCCAUUAUCUAUUAUGAUACCUCAUCAAAAUUGGAAAUUUACGACAUUAUCUUCAGUGAUGAUGCAAAUUAUGUAUGUUUUGCCGAGAAUGCAGUUGGUAUUGGAGUUAGUAACAACGCUAGAGUUGAUGUUAUCGGCAGUACUCCCCAAGUUUCAAUUCCACAAAGUGCAUACAGUGUAACAUAUGGAGCGAACAUAACCAUUCCAUGUACAAUUGUUGGUGCAUUCCCAGCUCAUUUUAGAGUUACAUGGUUUUAUAGGAACAGAGAAAAUCAAGUUACUACUGUAAAUAUCGGAGAUCAUACACAGUAUAGCGGCGGUACUCUUAACACCCCAGCUUUAACCAUUCUAAAUACAAAUAAGGAGGAUGCUGGAUUUUAUACUUGUGUAGCUGAAAAUCAGGUAGACAGUGCCCAAAGCAAUGAAACAUUGUUGAACGUUUUAGCAGAACCUAUUGCAAUACAUGCCAAUAAUACACAAUAUUAUCCAAUUCAAAAUACAACGAUAACACUUCAUUGUAAAGUUACACAAGGAAUUGCAUUGGAAAUCCAAUGGUAUAAAGACAUCAGCGUACUAAAUGUAAAAAGCAAUUUACGACUUUCUGGUGGCGAUGUAGCAACUGAAUCUCUGACAAUUGUAAACGUACAAAGAUCGGAUGAAGGAAUCUACAUAUGUCAAGCCACUGAUGCUGUAUAUGAUACUAUUGUAAACACAGAUACUAUUCAUGUCAACCUUGCUGGACUGCUGUCUACUUCUGUUUCUCCACGAACCUCUGAUGUUGUAAAAGGCGAUAGCGUAAAAAUCAAUUGCACCGUGACUGGAUUACCACCUGCAACAAACAUUACCUGGUUGUUCACAGCACCUAGUAAGACAAAACAAUGGGUAUUAAGUACAACAAACAUUAAUAAUUACACAUUUGGUACAACGAAGGAUCCUUAUUUGAUUAUUCGCAACUUUCAACUUGGUGAUUCUGGUACUUUUGUAUGUAGAGCAACAAAUCUUGCUGGAUCAACAUCUAGCAACCCAGGUUCAAAUUUGACUUAUAUAAGUAUACCUAGCAUAUCAGUUGAACCAAGUCAAUUUACUGCUACGGUUGGCGAUAUUAGUUUCAUGAUUCGAUGUACAGUUACUGCAAUUCCCGAAGCAAUUACUUGGUACUGGACAUUCCAACCUGUCGAUGGCAUUGUACAAACCAUUCCCCAAGGAUCAAAUAAUCAGCAAUAUACUAUUGAAAGUUCUGGCAUAAACCCUCACUUGACGAUAAAGAACAUCGCUUUUGAAGAGGCUGGAGUAUACACUUGUUAUGCUACAAAUGCAGCUGGAGCAAGUGAUAGUGCAAGUAACCGUACCGGAAAUUCUCACCUCAUUUUGACUGUCACUGGGGAUGGAAAAAACAUUUGUGAAGAAGAUAUAGACAAAUUUUACACAAAGUGGAGAAAAGCAUUAGAAAAAACUUUAUCUUCUGUCCCCUGCACUGGUGAAUAUAACGGUAGCGUUUCCAGAUACUGCAAUGAUGGUGGACAGUGGGAUAAUCCAGACUACAGUCAGUGUAUACGUAAAUCAAUAGAAUAUCUCCAAGAUCAGUCCGCUAAACUUUUAUAUGGAGAGAGUGUAGAUACGAUUUUCCUACUGGAGAAUUUAGAAAACCUUACAAAGGAGAGCAAUAAAUUAAGAUCUGGUGAUUUGGUAGCUUCAGCAAAUGUAUUGAAUGAUAUUGCACUAUAUGACAAAUAUCACGCAGAUAGACUUUCAGUUGAUCAACUAGAGAUCAUACUGCCAUAA
This is a messenger RNA of Mytilus trossulus (common blue mussel), 2271 nucleotides long. RefSeq names its product hemicentin-1-like. NCBI's taxonomy places the organism in Eukaryota, Metazoa, Mollusca, Bivalvia, Mytilida, Mytilidae. Gene Ontology annotation, molecular function: signaling receptor binding; G protein-coupled receptor activity. Bases 1 to 2271 code for a protein of 756 amino acids. The transcript is spliced from 10 exons. Gene Ontology annotation, cellular component: synapse; plasma membrane; neuron projection. The record is from RefSeq and is a predicted model, not a curated record. Gene Ontology annotation, biological process: susceptibility to natural killer cell mediated cytotoxicity; detection of stimulus; cell recognition.